Molecule: messenger RNA, 1338 nt
Organism: Lactuca virosa
Lineage: Eukaryota; Viridiplantae; Streptophyta; Magnoliopsida; Asterales; Asteraceae
Source: the annotation of a GenBank genome assembly
AUGGAAAUCGAAAUUGUUUCCAAAGAAUGCAUAAAACCAUCGUCCCCAACACCAUCCCACCUGAAAACAUUCAAGCUUUCUGCGUUGGAUUACAUCGUUUUAACUCCUUUCAUUCCAGUCACAUUGUACUACCCAAAUUCUGAUGGCAUAACCAUUACUGAAGCUCUCGAAAGGUCUACCACUCUAAAAGAAUCUCUGUCAAGAACAUUGACGCAGUUUUACCCUCUCGCAGGUACCAUAUUAGAUGAUUUUACCAUUGACUGUAACGACAACGGUGCUCAGUAUAUUGUCGCCAAGGUUCAUCGUCGUCUUGACGAGUUUCUGAACAAUCUUGACCUCCCAUCGGUGAAUAGGUUUUUACCAUGUGAACCGAGUUUCAGUGGGUCAACUGCAGGUUCUCCUGUGACUAACGUUCAAAUCAACAUUUUCGAAUGUGGUUCCAUUGCUAUUGGCUUGUGCAUCUCGCACAAGGUCAUUGAUGGUGCUGCACUGACAGUUUUCCUAAAGGGAUGGACCAACAUGGCUUGUGGAUCAACCGAAAUGGUGUACCCGAACUUCACGGCACCAUCUCUUUUCCCUCAGAAGGUCUUGUCCCUUAGAGCGACAUCAAUGGGGCUAUCUAUGCCGCUGUUAAAGCAAGGGAAAUGUACCACAAGAAGAUUCGUGUUUGAAUCAGAUUCGGUAGCCAAACUGAAAGCCGAAGCAAUAGAAAACGGUCUCCAACGGGCAUCACGUCUCGAGGUUGUAUCCGCUUUCAUCUGGAAGUGUGCCAUGGCAGCUUCUAAAGAAGUUUGUGGAUUCCAGAAAGCAUCUGGUUUAAGCCAAAUCGUGAACCUUCGCACAAAACUCAACCAACCCAUGUCACAGAACUUCAUUGGGAACUUGGUUUGGCUUGUACUAGCUACAUCCGAAGCUAACCAUGAGCCCACAAUGCAUGGUUUGGCGACAAGGGUGCGGGAAUCGACAUCAAAAGUCAAUAGCGAGUUUGUGGAAAAAUCACAAGGCGAUGAAGGGCAUCUUGUGAUGCAAAAGUCGCUGGAAGACUUGGUGGAGAUCCUGUCGAAAGAGACCAUGGAUGUGUACGGUUUCACGAGCCUGUGCAAGUUGGGUUACUAUGAAUUUAAUUUUGGUUGGGGGAAACCGAUAUGGAUGACAGGUAUAGUAGCCGAAGGGAGCCCGGUGUUCAUGAACAUGGUGAAUAUGUUGGACAUGAAAUCUGGUGAAGGAGUAGAAACAUGGGUGCACUUGGAUGAACCGGAAAUGGAGAUACUAAUGAAGAAUCAAGAGUUACUUGCAUAUGCUUCGUUAGAUCCAAGUCCAUUGAAAAAUGGAAAUUGA